Molecule: messenger RNA, 1350 nt
Organism: Colletotrichum graminicola M1.001
Lineage: Eukaryota; Fungi; Ascomycota; Sordariomycetes; Glomerellales; Glomerellaceae
Product: glutamate-5-semialdehyde dehydrogenase
Exons: 2
Coding region: 1-1350 (449 amino acids)
Molecular function (GO): glutamate-5-semialdehyde dehydrogenase (NADP+) activity; NADP binding
Source: RefSeq, a predicted model, not a curated record
AUGUCCCUUACCAACGCCUCGCCCGCCGACGCCGCAAAGGGUGCGAAGUCGGCCUCCCACACACUCGCGACCCUCUCUGCCGAAGCCCGCAACGACGCUCUCACCGCCAUCCACGCCGCCCUCGCCGACGCCCGCGAUGAAAUCCUGGCCGCCAACGCGCGAGACCUGGACCUCGCACGAAAGGCCGCCGCCGAUGGCCAGUUGAGCCAGAGCCUCGUGUCCCGCCUAGAUCUGGGCAAGAAGGGCAAGUUUGAGGAUAUGCUCAAGGGCAUCUUGGAUGUGCGGGGACUCGAGGACCCCGUCGGCAAGGUCACCCUGAGGACCAAGCUGGAUGAUGGUCUCAUCCUGGAGAGGGUCACCUGCCCCAUCGGCGUCCUUCUCAUCAUCUUCGAGGCCCGCCCCGAGGUCAUCGCCAACAUCGCUUCCUUGGCCAUCAAGUCGGGCAAUGCAGCCAUCCUCAAGGGAGGCAAGGAGUCCACCGAGUCCUUCAUCGCCAUCUCCAAGGUCAUCUCCGCCGCCCUCGACAAGUCCCAGGUCCCCAACUCGGCCAUCCAGCUCGUCAUCACCCGCGACGUCAUCCCCCAGCUCCUGGCCCUCGACCAGUACAUCGACCUCGUCGUCCCCCGCGGCUCCAACGAGCUCGUCCGCUACAUCAAGGAGUCUACCAAGAUCCCCGUCCUGGGCCACGCCGACGGCCUGUGCUCCAUCUACCUCACCGACUCCGCCGACCCCUCCGUGGCGGCGGCCGUCAUCGUCGACUCCAAGACGAGUUACCCAGCUGCCUGCAACAGUCUGGAGACCCUGCUCGUUCAGGAGUCGGCCCUCGAAUCCGUCUUCCCCGCCGCCGCCGAGGCCCUGGUCGCAAAGGGGGUGACGCUGCACUGCGAUGCAAAGUCCAAGGCCACCCUCCAGUCCAACAUCUUGGGAGACGCUGCCGCAAAGGUCGUCGACGCCAAGGAUGCAGACUUCGACACCGAGUUCCUCUCCCUCGACCUUGCCGUCAAGGUCGUCGCGUCCUUGGACGAGGCCAUCGGACACAUCAACCUUCACGGCUCCAAGCACACCGAGGCCAUCCUCACCUCGUCGUCCGAAGACGCCGAGAGGUUCAUGGCGGCCGUCGACGCCGCGGGCGUGUACUGGAACGCCUCGACGCGCAUGGCCGACGGCAUGCGUUACGGCUUCGGCACCGAGGUCGGCAUCAGCACCAACAAGAUUCACUCCCGCGGCCCCGUCGGCCUGGAGGGUCUCAUGAUUUACAAAUACAAGAUCAGAGGCCACGGUCAAGUGUCGCUGGCGUACGGAGAGGGUGAGGGGCAGAAGCCUUUCAAGCACGAGAAGUUGUCGUUCUGA